Cucurbita maxima (winter squash) is the source of this 2390-nucleotide messenger RNA. Its product is annotated as phosphate transporter PHO1 homolog 9-like. Gene Ontology annotation, molecular function: inositol hexakisphosphate binding. Gene Ontology annotation, biological process: cellular response to phosphate starvation; phosphate ion transport. The transcript is spliced from 13 exons. The record is from RefSeq and is a predicted model, not a curated record. The coding region runs from base 59 to 2377 and encodes 772 amino acids. Gene Ontology annotation, cellular component: cytoplasm; trans-Golgi network; Golgi apparatus. Lineage: Eukaryota; Viridiplantae; Streptophyta; Magnoliopsida; Cucurbitales; Cucurbitaceae.
AAUCUUCCCACCUUGACAAAACCAAAAGCAUCAAUGCAGAGAAUUUCACAGAGCAAAGAUGAAGUUCGGGAAGGAAUUUUUGUCUCAAAUGGUGCCGGAAUGGCAAGAGGCAUACCUGGAUUACAGCCAUCUGAAAACAGUGUUGAAAGAAGUCAGCCGGGCGAGACAGCCAGAGGCAUCCGACGGGGCAACGCGCAACUUGAAGAGAAGGGUCUCUCUGUACAGAGCUUUCAGCGGGCUAGCAAGACCGAGACGCUCUCAACAGAAGCAGGAGGACGCUAUACAUACAAACAUAAUUCAUGAAGGGUCUGAAGAGUGUUACCAGAGCAUGCUGUUCGCUUCAUCGUCCGAUCAAAGCGAUGAACAUCAGGUGGAGUUCUUCAGGAGACUUGAUGAUGAGUUUAAUAAAGUGGUGGGGUUUUACAAGAAGGAAGUGGCGGAGCUGAUGGGGGAGGCUGAGGAGUUGAGCAAGCAGAUAGAUAUCUUAAUUGCGCUGCGGAUUAAGGUAGAGAAGCCAGAUUUUGCUCUUGAAGAUUUUAAUGAAACUGUCAGUCUUACAGGUAGUAGUACAUCCUCAGCUUCUACUUCUACUGCUAAGUCCACUUUUCCCAGAACUGCGAAACGGUCAAGCUUGGAGGUAACCCAAGAAGUUGAGAUGGAAACUAGAGAAGCAAAAAGUAACAGCAGGAAGGCCAGUGGAGGAAUAGCUCAUCCUACCAUUCAAAAACUCAAGUUAGAGUUGUUGUCCCAAGUACGGAUUAAUGUCCAGCCCGAAACGCCAAUAUCGACAUUAAAAUGCAUGGUCAUGAGUUCCACAUCUCAGUUGUCUUAUAAUAAGACAGAGUUGAGGAAGGCAGAAGAACUGAUGAAGCGUGCCUUCGUUGAAUUCUACCAAAAGCUUCGAGUUCUAAAAGGCUACAGUUUGUUGAAUAAACUGGCCGUUUCGAAGAUCAUGAAGAAAUAUGACAAGAUUACAUCACGUAGAGCAUCAAAGGCCUACCUCGAAAUGGUGGAAAAAUCUCCUCUUGGCAGCAUUCUUGAGGUUAUAGGGCUCAUAGAAAGGGUGGAGGCUGCUUUCAUUAAGCACUUUGCAGAUGGAAACCGUAGAAGAGGGAUGGACAUUUUGAAAAGAAAAAUCAAAAGGGAAAGACAAGGAAUUACCUUUUUCUCCGGUUUUUUCUUUGGCUGCUCGCUUGCACUUGUAGUGGCCAUCAUUCUAGUCAUACACCUAAGAAACAUCUUCAAUAGUCAAGGGCGUGGGCAGUACAUGGAUAACAUAUUUCCUCUCUAUAGCCUUUUUGGAUUCAUUGUCCUGCACAUGCUGAUAUACUCUGCAAAUCUAUACUUUUGGAGGCGUUACCAUGUAAACUACACCCUUAUGUUUGGCUUCAAGCAAGGGACGGAGUUGGGUUACUGGGAGGUCUUUUUUCUUAGUUCAGGUCUUGCUGUGAUCACAAUGGCUUGCAUCCUCUCCAAUUUGGACAUGGAAGCAGACCCCAGAACCCGAACCUUUGCGGCCAUAACUGAAUCAGUCCCUUUGGCUCUACUCAUUGCCCUUCUUUUCUUAAUAUUCUGUCCUUUCGACAUCCUAUUUCGUCCCAGCCGCUUCUUCCUCGUUCGCAGCGCAUUUCAUUUGGUCUGUGCUCCUUUAUACAAGGUUAGCCUCCAAGACUUUUUCUUAGCAGACCAGCUCACUAGCCAGGUUCAAGCGUUCAGAAGUUUACAAUUCUACGUCUGCUACUAUGGGUGGGGGGAUUUCAUACGAAGAUCAAAUAAGUGCUACGAGAGCAGAAUUUUCGAAGCUUUUUACUUUGUUGUUGCAAUUAUUCCAUACUGGAUUCGUACUCUUCAGUGCCUUCGACGGUUGGUGGAAGAGAAAGAUGUAGAACAUGUAUUUAAUGGACUGAAAUACUUCUCAACAAUCGUUGCAAUUGCAAUGAGAACAGGCCAUGAUUUGAAUAUGGGGAUGAUUUGGAGAAUUCUAGCGGCAAUUAGUUCUGGCAUUGCAACAAUUUCAGGCACAUAUUGGGACAUAGUUCAAGAUUGGGGACUUCUCCAACGAAACUCGAAAAAUCCAUGGUUGAGAGACAAACUAUUGAUAUCCAACAAAAAUGUUUACUAUGUAGCAAUUGGACUGAAUAUCUUGCUGAGACUCGCUUGGAUGCAAUCGGUAUUAGGUUUCAGAGAAGCUCCAUUUAUCCACAGACAAGCCUUGAUCGCCAUUGUCGCCGUGCUGGAAAUCAUUCGACGAGGAAUCUGGAAUUUCUUCAGGAUGGAGAAUGAGCACCUGAACAAUGUGGGGAAGUUCAGAGCAUUCAACUCUGUGCCUUUACCUUUCGAAUUCGACGACAACAACAAAAUGAGAACUCGACUAUGAGUAAGACGAUUAC